AUGUCCACAGGAGCACAAAAACUGAUGGUGAUACAUGAUGCAUCAAGAACGGAUGGUUUGAGUGCAAUCAUAUCAGCCUUCGAGAGCUUACCAGUUGGAUCAGGAGAUGAGCUCACUCUCCUUGGAGUUAUUCAUCAGCUUUCAAGUAGUUUGAAAAUCAUGAGCAUAAGUGGAUCAAAUACCAAAUAUAAGGACGAUGAACGGAUAAAGAAGGAGGAGUAUCGUAAAAGAGAGGAAGUGAUGCAACUGUCUACGAUUUGUGCAAGGAACAAGAUAAUGUUCCAGAUAGAUGUGCAAUAUGGAUCUUCUCCAAAGAUGAUUGCUGCCAUAGCAGCCAAAAGCUCAAGGGUGACAUGGGUCGUACUUGACAGGCAGAUGAAGAAAGACAGAAAGUUCUUCAUGGAGAAGCUUACAUGUGGAAUAUUGAGGAUGAAACGAGACAACACAGUCGAAAAGCUCAGAGGACCAAUAACAAUGGAGGACAAGAAACUGCGGUCAUCAAAAAGGACUCCAAGCAAUGAGCAUGUUUCAUAUGGUGAAAUGAUACCCAUAAUGUCAAAGAGAGAACUCUCCCCAAAGAGUGAGUAA
This is a messenger RNA of Lactuca virosa, 588 nucleotides long. NCBI's taxonomy places the organism in Eukaryota, Viridiplantae, Streptophyta, Magnoliopsida, Asterales, Asteraceae. The record is from the annotation of a GenBank genome assembly.